Molecule: messenger RNA, 2921 nt
Organism: Penicilliopsis zonata CBS 506.65
Lineage: Eukaryota; Fungi; Ascomycota; Eurotiomycetes; Eurotiales; Aspergillaceae
Exons: 1
Coding region: 339-2552 (737 amino acids)
Biological process (GO): phosphorylation; phosphorelay signal transduction system
Molecular function (GO): phosphorelay sensor kinase activity
Source: RefSeq, a predicted model, not a curated record
AAUCUCUAUUCUCUUGAUUAUUCUACAAUCUAAGCUACAUGGACUGUGAAUAAGACCAAUACUACUAUUACUUUAAUACUUUAAUACUUUACUUUAAUACUUUAAUACUUCAAUACUUCAAUACUAACUAAUACCAAAGACUAAGACGGGCGACACCAAAAGUACCACCAACCAGGGAUUCUCGAACCCCCCCCCGCCUGAGUCCGUCUCUGUCUCUGUCUCUUCUUCCUGUCAGCUCCAGUCAAGGAGGCCAGCCAAGACAGGACACGACAAGACGGUCAACCGCUGCUGGAAUCAGCUCGACAUCAAGAGAGAUGCUCCUGCCCUUGCGGUUGAAGAUGAAACAUGCCGUUGCUGCCGUCUCCUCCGUGAACAAUCUCACGAUGCUCGCCACCCCGCCCGACGAGGAGCCUCAGCAUCACCACCAUCACAGCAACAACAACAACUAUCACCACCAACACAAUCAUCACAAUCACCAUCGCCCUCCAUCGAAACACCAGGACGGGAGCGGAACCGCGGUGGGGUCCGCCAUUGAGACCAUCGGUCGCAUCUAUCGAAAUACCCCUGUCCCGACUCUGGUGCUCGAUGCAACGCUGCGCGUCAUCGAGGUUUCCAACAGCCAUCUGGAGCUCUGCAAGGCACGUCGCGACGAGCUGUUAUCCCGCAGCAUCUACGACCUUCCACCAAACCGUAUCCCCGUCGCAGACAUCGCAACGCUGCGUGGCGCGCUGCAGGCGGCCAUCUCCACUCGCGCCCGGCAGGUCGUGGACGAGUCCGAUUCGCACGUCGGCGUGCGCUUGACGCCCAUCUUUGACGACAACCAUCGCGACCUGAUCGCCGUUAUUCUAGAAGCUCAUGAUGUUACCACUACUACGACAACAACUCCUGAGUCUAAAGAGUCUCAAGAGUCUAAAGAGUCUCAAGAGUCUAAAGAGUCUAGCAAAGGCGCUGCCGCCGACGCCUAUGUCGACGAGACGUAUCGCAUCCUUGUCGACACUGUCAAAGACUACGCCAUCUUCAUGCUCGAUGCUCAUGGCCACAUCGUCACCUGGAACGCCGGCGCGGCCAUCCUCAAGGGAUACGCCGCCUCGGAGAUCAUCGGCAAGCAUUUCUCCGUCUUCUACGGCAGCGAGGACCGUGUGCUCGACAAGCCCGCCAAGGAGCUCGUGCUCGCCCUGCGCGACGGCCACGUCGAAGACGAGGGCUGGCGCUAUCGCCAGGACGGAUCGCGCUUCUGGGCCAACGUCCUCAUCACCCCGAUCUAUCGCUAUGGCCGCCAUGUCGGCUUCGUGAAGGUCACCCGCGAUCUCACCGAGCGCAAAGCAGCCGAAACACGCCUGAUCGCCGCCUUUGAAGAGACCACCCAGCUGAAGAACGAUUUCCUGGCCAACAUCAGCCACGAGAUCCGCACCCCGAUGAACGGCAUGCUGCUCGCCGUGACCAUGCUCAGCGGCACCCCCCUGAACGAGCAGCAGCGCGAGUACACCUCCAUCAUCGAGGAUUCCACCAACGUCCUGCUGCAGGUCAUCAACGACGUGCUCGACUACUCCAAGCUCUCCUCGGGCUCCUUCUCCCUCACCACCGACGUCGUCGACAUCGAGACCGUCAUUGCCGCCGUCAUCCGCAACUGUAAGUCUUGCCUGAAACCGGGCGUCGCCAUGCACUGCCACAUUGCGCCCGGCUUCCCGCGCUACCUUCGCGGCGACCCGCUCCGCUAUCGCCAGGUCAUUCAGAACCUCGUGGGAAACGCCGUCAAGUUCACCGAAACGGGCUUCAUCGAGGUCCGCACCACCUUCGAGCUCGACCCGCACGACCCCAGCUUCUACUCCAUUCUGACCGAGGUCAGCGAUUCGGGUAUUGGAGUCCCCGACGACGCCGUCCACACCCUCUUCACCCCUUUUACCCGUUUCGCCGACAGUGCGCGCAAGCGCUACCAGGGCACCGGGCUCGGUCUGUCCAUCUGCAAGAGCCUGGCCGAGCUGAUGGACGGGGCGGUCGGGUACCGCCCGAACACGUCGAACGGAUCAGGUAGUAUCUUCUCCCUACGGACACGAAUGGGUCGCCUUGACCGAGACAUCUCUUCUUCCUCCUCUUCUUCAUUCAACCCAUCUCCUUCAUCUCAGCAACAAGACCAACAAGGGUCGGUCCCAGAUCUAGCCGCCCAGCUGCGCGAAAUCGCCACGCAAAAGACCCUCCUAUUAGUCGAAGACAACGUGGUCAACAAGACCGUGAUGAUCAAGCUGCUCAACACGCUCGGCUUUGAACGCGUCGACACCGCCUCCGACGGCGCCGAGGCCGUCCGUCUCGUCAAGCAGAAACCUUUGUCCUACAACGCUAUCUUGAUGGAUAUCAACAUGCCCGUCAUGGACGGCGUGGAAGCCACGACGCGCAUCCGCGCCAUGAACAUCGAAGCACCCAUUAUUGCCUUGACGGGGAAUGCCCUCAAGGGUGACUCGGCGGCGUAUCUUGCUAAAGGCAUGAACGACUGCGUCGCCAAACCCAUUCAUCGCCAUGAACUCAUGCGCGUUCUUCUCAAAUGGAUCGGGUCGUGAGUUCUAGUUUUCCUCUGGUCUUCCACCACCACCACCACCACCAAAUCAAUCGCUUCAGUCUGGACUGAGCGUUGCAAAGCUGCAUUGAGUCAGCUACAUGCUACAGCAGGCUUUGGUUAUCUGCCGUCAAGUAUGCCUUGUCAAACGGGUGACAGUCGAUCGGACUUGUCCGAUAUCUUGUGUCUACAAAGUAGACUUGUAGUAUUGAGAGUCUCUACACAGAGACCUUACAUCGAUAUCGAUAACUGUAUAUGGUAGACUCAUCCGAGUCGGUACAUAGCUAGUUACUUGUAUACAAUAGGACGUAUAUACAUCUCUCUCUCUCUCUCUACUAAUACUCUCCACGUUAAUGACAACCAAGCUUUGUCC